AUGGCUGACGAUCCUCCAGCAACCCGAAUGCCGGACAAAGCACCUGACAAUGAAAAGGAGACUGCGAAGCGGGAGAAGAACCUGGUGGCAGGUCGGAAAUUUCGGCAGCGUAAGCUGGAGAUGAACGAAGCCAUGGAGGCAGAGAUCAACCGGCUACGAGCAUCAUCAUCCGUUUGGGUGGUGAUCCAGAUGCCGGUUGACUGUAUCGACCACGGCCUGGUUUUCCUCGCCAAAGUCGCCAGUCUUCAGUGGAGGGCUCCUAAACUAAUUUUAUUGACGAAAAGGCCAACGCUAUCGUCCUUGCUAACCGAGAUGCUCGACAAGAUCUUCCUGCUCGCUAUUCUAGACGAUGUCUGCAUCGAACGCCGAAAGUUCGUGCUCGUUGAAAGCGCCUAUAUGUGGUGGUCACCAAAAUGGGCUUGUGACCUACUGGCAAGCUCGAGAGGUCUGAGGGCACUUAUUGGAUGGUUCCUGGCCACUCAUGGGGUGACUGAACCUCUACCGAUGUCCAGCCAUGGGUGA
Cyphellophora attinorum is the source of this 522-nucleotide messenger RNA. RefSeq lists its product as uncharacterized. Gene Ontology annotation, biological process: regulation of DNA-templated transcription. The transcript has 2 exons. Bases 1 to 522 code for a protein of 173 amino acids. NCBI's taxonomy places the organism in Eukaryota, Fungi, Ascomycota, Eurotiomycetes, Chaetothyriales, Cyphellophoraceae. Gene Ontology annotation, molecular function: DNA-binding transcription factor activity. The record is from RefSeq and is a predicted model, not a curated record.